Molecule: messenger RNA, 494 nt
Organism: Drosophila sechellia
Lineage: Eukaryota; Metazoa; Arthropoda; Insecta; Diptera; Drosophilidae
Exons: 2
Coding region: 109-291 (60 amino acids)
Source: RefSeq, a predicted model, not a curated record
AUAAUAAACAAGGAAGCCCUACCAUAUUUGUCAAAUUCAACUCCAUAAUUCAUUUACAUUCCAUACCACACCAUUUUCGGUCCGAAAUUCAAAAUUCAAAAAAAAAAGAUGUCCGAUAUCAAUUUGACUGCCUACAACGCCUUUCGCCGCGAUUUGGCCAGGAUAUUAAAGACAUUCAAUUCGUAUACGCAAACCGAUUUCACCGAGGAAACUGGCACCAACACAGACUUCGAUUGCAAAGACGAUUUGGAAACAAAUCUAUCCGAACUUUACGAUCUCGAACUGAAAUAGUAGGUGGUGUUUAUCCGAUUGAGAUGGAGACCAGGGUCAAGGGAACGCACUCCGAGAUCAGUAUGGAAUCCAGCAGAACAAGGCUGCUGCAACCGCUCAGAUCUCAAUCCCAGGAUAACGAAAUCCGAUUAUUAUCCACAAGAAGCGAUCUGGCGAUGACACCAUGGCCUCUACAAUCGGAAUCUCCAUCUGAAUCGGAUGAA